GUGUGCGUGUGUGUGCGUGUGCAUGUGCAUGUGUGCGCGCGCAUGCACGUGUGCAUGCAUGCGUGCACACUUGCCUAAUUGUGGUUGCAGGAGUCGAGUCAUAGCUCCUGGCCCUGCCUCUUCACUGGUUGCUAUUAGGUCACCCUUCCUGCCCCAUGAGCUUUAUCAUACCUCUUCUUAAAGCUAUGUAUGGAUCCUGCCUCCAUUACAUCACUUCCCAGACUAUUCCACUUCCUGACAACUCUGUGACUGAAGAAAUACUUCCAAACAUCCCUGUGAUUUAUCUGGAGUCUUCAACUUCCAAAUGUGACCCCAUUGUUGCUAUGUCCCAUGUUGCUAUGUUUCUAUCCACCCUGUCCUCCAGUGUCACCAGGUCAAUUUCCCUUAAGCUGUCCUUGUAGGACACUCCCCUUAGCUCCAGGACUAGUCUUGCUGCAAACCUUUGCACUUUCUCUAAUUUCUUUGUGCUUGGCUAGGUGUGGGUUCCAAACUGGUGAUGCAUACUCCAAUAUGGGCCUAACAUACACAGUGUACAGGGUCCUGAAUGAUUCCUCAUUGAGAUAUCGGAAUGCAAUUCUUAGAUUUGCUAGGCGCCCGUAUGCUGCAGCAGUUAUUUGGUUGAUGUGUGCCUCAGAUGUGCCCGGUGUUAUACUUGCCCCAAGAUCCUUUUCUUUGAAUGAGGUUUAUAGUCUCUGGCCCCCUAGACUGUACUCUGUCUGCAGUCUUCUUUGCCCUUUCCCAAUCUUCAUGACUUUGCACAUGGUGGGGUUGAACUCCAGGAGCCAGUUUCUGGACCAGGCCUACAGCCUGCCCAGUCCCUUUGUAGUUCUUUCUGUUCAUUGUCCGACUGAAUUCUUAUCAUCAACUUCUCAUUAUCUGCGAACAGGGACACUUCUGAGUCUGUUCCUUCUGUCAUGUCAUUCACAUAUACCAGAAACAGCACCAGUCCUAGAACUGACCCCUGUGGAACCCCGCUCGUCACAGGCGCCCACUCUGACACCUCAUCAUGUACCUUGACUAGCUGUUGUCUUCCCGACAGGUAUUCCCUGAUCCAUUGCAGUGCCUUCCCUGUUAUCUCUGCCUGGUCCUUUAGCUUUUGCAUUAAUCUCUUGUGUGGAACUGUCAAACACCUUACAGUCCAAGAAAAUGCAAUCUACUCACCCCUCUCUCUCUUGUCUUUCUGCUGUCACCCUGUCCUGUGUGAUGUUGUUGCUGAGAAUACCCACCAGGUACUUGGUAGAAGCAGUAUUCAUGUUUUCACCCUAAAUACAAGACAUCCUCUAUCAAAAACCUCGUUACAAAUUAGUUCCACACCUCUAAUUUACACAGCAGGCAUCUACACCAUCCCCUGUGGCUGCUGUCUCAAGAAAUAUGUACAGGGGAAAAGGCAGAAAUCUUUUGGUGCACCACAUGCCUGCAACAAGGAUGACUUAAAGAAUGCCUAUGUCCUUCACAGGAACUCCACAGUCACUGAACAUGGUCUUAGACACCAAUGAUGUCUAGAAUCCUUACUAACUGCCAUCAUCAACAAUGUGAAACAUAAUACUAGAAGCUACAAAAUUUAAAAAAACACUGUUAUACAUGAUACUCAACCAGGCAAAGCCCAACCUACCUCACAGCACUGAACCUCAUCUCAAAUAAGCUUUGCUUGCAUUUUUCAGGUCACUGUGACAUUCACACCCCACUUCCUGCCUAUAUACUAUACUGUUAUUUAGUUAGAAGUGAUCAUGGUCCCUGGACUGGAACAUUUUCUGAUGUGUCCUAGUGUUUUCUUGUGCAUUUUUAAACCACACAUUGCAGAUGCUGCUUUUAUUGAACAGUGUUUUACCCAGUGUUGACAUUUAUAAUGCUCACUUCUGAGCAAAAAAAUAGUAAAUAAAAGUGCGUUCUACACUUUGUCCAUACUCAUGCAUCCUUCCCUUGUGAUGGUGAAGCACUUGACCCGAAAGUCAUCUUACACCACAAACUAGAUUGAAGAGCUUUGAUGUUUUGGCAAGCAUCUUAAUAAUGCUGGUAGGGUCUCAACAAUGCCAUUGACUGCCAACCCUUAAUCACAGUAUCAUUGUAUUAAUGAUAAUCAUUACUGACAAUACAUAAGACAUGCAACAGCUUAGUCUCUGUAGUAUUAACAAGACAUUUUGCCUGCUUAGCAGGUUUCCUUAUUUUAAAUACAGAGGAGACCACAGAUACCAAACUUUUGCACGUUUUUGACUCCUCUAUUUUUCGAUAUUACGUACAUACCAUUAAUAUAAUAGUUUGAUACAGCAUCACCACCUUAUCUUGGUACAGAGGACAUCUUUUAUAUCUUUGCUGCUCAACUGCUAGUUAUAAGUGAGAAUACUAUUGGUUAUGAGGCCCUUCUUAGCAUGAGCCAGGCUUGCUGUAGUACUCUUCAGCUUCUGCCUGCUGUGAUACCAUUCCCACUUCCACACCUCACAUCCGGCAGUAUAAAAGGCUGCUUUCUUACCACAGCUUUGCAUUAAUCAAAGCUAUGGAACUGAACACAUACCAUGACAGAGGGACUAACCACCUCAAAUUUACUUUUUCAUGGCUGAGGGACUUAUCGCCUGCUGAGCAGGUGAAACAUCUCAUCAGUAAAGAUUCCAAACUGUUGAGCAUUUCAUAUUCAUUUCCUUUAUUAAUCAAAACUUUUAUUGGCAGAGGCUGGGCCAUAGGGGUAAUGAUUCUGGAAGUACUGUAUUAUACUUGAAGUUAAGUGUAAAGUGUGUAAUCCAGUACAAUGCGGUCAGAUCAGGUAUACCAGCCCACCACCACCACACUUACCUAUGACCGGAAUAAGGCAUGGGUGCCCUCCUUUCUAGCGCAAAGCUCUUCUGCAAGUUUGUGGUCCCGCACAUUUGUCCUCGUCAUCUCUGUCAUGUUUGCAGUCAUGGGGAUGGUGAUGAUCAUUGUUGGAGCGACAUCAUACCAGUCCUUAGAGGAAGGCUCAGUAAAAGAACUCAAUAGCACAGCCUACAUCAUCAUCCUAUGCCUAGGAGUGUUUCUGGAGUUUGCUGCUAUAAUGGCCAUCAUUUUCUAUAUGAGAAACAUGGGCUACUACAUUCCUUGUUGUCCAGGCAAGAUUGCACGCAUCAGGAAACGUCUCCAUGAAAACCAAAUGAUGGUUAAUGGACAGAUGGUCAGCACGGGUGAGCCAGUUUCAGCCCAGUACUGUCCUCCUGCUCAGCCUGGGGUUGGCAAUACUCCACCACCACCAUACACUGAUGUAUCUGAAGAACAACGGCUUAUGGAAGAAAAGAUUGAUCUCGGUGAUGACAAUGAGCGCAUCCUAGAAGAAGACCCACGCAUCGUCUUGACUCCCCUCAAGCCCCAUGAAGAAUGUUAAAAAUAUUCACCCAAGUACCUAUUUGGUAAACCCACCCUUACCACAGCUCAUUCUGGUCACUGAGUUGCUGGAUAAAGGGAAGUGGUUGCUGUGCCUGGCUUCCUUGCUCCUCUGGCCUCUACAGAUACUUUUGACACCAAGCCUGCUUGCUGAAUCAGCUUGGUAUUUUAUACACAAGACAAAUAAGGAAAAACUCGUGUGAAGUAUAACUCCCAUUCCUAAUUUCUUGCAACUUGAUAUCUGAACCAAAGGAAGUCAAGAAAUCUGCCUAGGUAAUGUAGUGGAUAUGCUACUUGUCAUUCCAUAUUAA
This is a messenger RNA of Cherax quadricarinatus, 3656 nucleotides long. RefSeq lists its product as uncharacterized. Lineage: Eukaryota; Metazoa; Arthropoda; Malacostraca; Decapoda; Parastacidae. The record is from RefSeq and is a predicted model, not a curated record.